Chaetomium fimeti is the source of this 863-nucleotide messenger RNA. RefSeq lists its product as uncharacterized. The transcript has 2 exons. Bases 1 to 798 code for a protein of 265 amino acids. Lineage: Eukaryota; Fungi; Ascomycota; Sordariomycetes; Sordariales; Chaetomiaceae. The record is from RefSeq and is a predicted model, not a curated record.
AUGCACCUCUCGUUUGCCCUUCUUCAGGGGUUGUUGAUCGCCGGAGCUGCUGGAUUGCGUCAAGGACACAGAAGGGUCGAACGACAAGAUGGUGAAGAUGGCCGUGAAGGCCCAGUCGAACCCGACACUGCCGCGGACUGUACCUACUUCGACACCGCUAGAACUGCCUCGGACGACUGCGCCCACUUCGCAUCGUGGUGGGGCAUUUCGGAAGAAGAGUUUGUCAGAAUGAACCCGAGCGUGAAGUCAGACUGCAGCGGCAUCAAGAUCGGCAACUCGUACUGCAUCGAAGUCAACUACGGCAUCCCCCCUCCGGCCACUACCACGGCCGCGCCCAGCAGCACGGCAGCUCCUAAGCCCACCCAGACUCAGUACGGACUGAUCGAGUCAUGCACCAAGUUCUACCGCGCCGAGACCGGUGACAUCUGCGUCGACAUCGCCAGCUCCUUUGGAACCUUCACAUUUGACGAUUUCCUCUUCUGGAACCCGGCGGUCAGGGCCGACUGCAGCAACCUGUUGGCCGGGUGGUACUACUGCGUUGAGGCGCCCGAGGUGCCGACCCCUAGCUCAACCAGCGCGAGCCCGACCGAGACGUGCAACCCGACGGCGCCGACACCGACCCAGCCCGGGCUCAUCUGUGGCUGCACCAAGUAUUACGAGGUUGCCGAGGGGGACACCUGCGCUGUGAUCAUUGAUAAGUUCGACCUCGGGGAGAACUUUUACCACUGGAACGCGAACUACGGCAGUCAGUGCGAGUACUUGUACCUUGGGCAUUAUGUAUGCGUUGGCGUUGAAUAAAUGCUGUCAGGAGUAUUUUAGGUACAUACCCAGCGAAGCACCUGUGUGGCCACACAGGUCAGGGA